GAGAACUUUCUAAAGCAGUUUCAGAAACUGUGAGAGCUUAAAGAAGGAGACAGGCUUGCCAGGACUCAAGCAGCUGUGAAUCAUGAGCAAACAGGAGAAUGUAUCAGUUACUGUCCCAGGUAAUGUUCAUGUCCCCCAGCCUUCAUUUGCCAUGGUCUCUGGAAGCCAGGAGAAGCCUUUGGAAAAGACCACGUAUCCGACCUCAGCAACCGUGCUCCGGUACAACCCAGGAAGUGCAAACCUACAGAGCCCACACAUUGUGAUCCAGAAUCCAGCUGGAAUGCCGGGCCUGCAGGCUCAGCCCGCUGGGCUCCAGUAUCCAGCCGGGAUGGCUGGUGUGCAGACUCCACCAGGAGGGACCCAGUACUCACCAGAAAUAACAAGUGUCCAGGUCCUGCCUGGAAACCCUGAGAAUCCCCUGAACACUGUCCCCGGGCAGACACAGACCUCAAGCCAUCCCCAGUGGAACCUGUCCUUUGUGACCUUUCCUGAAUUUAAUCCCAAGAAAUUCAUAAAUGAAGAGGUCAGAACAUUAGGGGCCAUCCAGAUCCUCAUUGGCCUGUUCCAUAUAUUCUCUGCAGUCAACCCUCAGCUAUACAAGACUCCUACAGUGCUGGGGUUAUCAGCGUACCUGAUCUGGGGAGGACUGUCUUUUAUCACCUCUGGAUCCCUCUCGGUCUGUGCUGAAAAAUCUGCCAACAGUUGCAUGGUGAAUGGCAGCGUUGGCAUGAAUGUCGUCAGUUCCAUCCUCUCCAUGUUUGGGAUCGUCAUUAUCAUUAUAGAUCUGUGUAUUUCCUUAUCCAGUGAUCCUACUGUGGGAGAAGUGAGAAUCUCUAUGAAGGCAAUCUCUGGCGGUCUCCUACCCUUUGUCCUCCUGGAAUUCAUCCUCACCUGUCUGGUCUCACAUUUCGGGUGUCAGGCUGUCUGCUGGACCCAUUUUGAGAACAUGACAACGAUCUCUUCUAUGUUCGGUGGCAACACAGUCAACACGACCGCUGGACUUGUCAUCACCACCAGCCCAGACAAUGCCACCAACAUCCCAGUCCAGCCCACUCUCCCCAGUCAUGUUCCCCCUGAACACACAUACCAAACUGUCACUGAUCCUCCCCAGAAAUAGCUGGAAUAGCAGAAUGCCCAUCUCAAGGACAAGGAAGCCCUGCUUUAGCUUUGCUUCUCCAGGAAACACCUGUGACCUUGACCCUGGCAUUACUGCUAGGCCAAGAUAAACAUCCAUUUUCCCGCAUACUUUCCUUUGGUUUGUUACUAAUGUGCUUUUUUAAAUUCAUAAAUGUUUUCCCUCUGA
Messenger RNA from Psammomys obesus (fat sand rat), 1303 nucleotides. It is a transcript of the gene Ms4a18, whose product is annotated as membrane spanning 4-domains A18. The record is from RefSeq and is a predicted model, not a curated record. NCBI's taxonomy places the organism in Eukaryota, Metazoa, Chordata, Mammalia, Rodentia, Muridae. The coding region runs from base 83 to 1117 and encodes 344 amino acids. Gene Ontology annotation, biological process: cell surface receptor signaling pathway. Gene Ontology annotation, cellular component: plasma membrane. The transcript is spliced from 7 exons.